Messenger RNA from Closterium sp. Naga37s-1, 3972 nucleotides. The record is from the annotation of a GenBank genome assembly. NCBI's taxonomy places the organism in Eukaryota, Viridiplantae, Streptophyta, Zygnematophyceae, Desmidiales, Closteriaceae.
AUGCGAGCUCAAUGCCCUGGCGAAACCCGCUCGCUAGACCGCGAGCGCGCAUUGAACACCACAGCCGCUCUCGCGCUAAGCCCGAGGACUCACGUGAGGAGUUAUUCUCCUGGCUCUUCCCCCCAGUCCGCGGAAGGAACAUGGGCGGAAGCUGUCGCGGCCGGAAGGCGGAAACACGGCGAGCACCCUGCGGCCGCGCUGUCCCCCUUGGGAUGCGGUUCCGCCUCCGCGCUACAUUCCCCGUGCGGCGGCGGCGGCGGCGGAAGCCCUGCGUGGCGCCCCGCCGCGCUGGCGGCGGUGCGCAGCCCGCUCGCGCCCGUCGUCCGCCACAGGGCGACCGCGUCGGUCGACAUGGAGGAGCUAUGGGCGGAAGAAGCUUCCGACGAAACUGGCGGCGCAGCGCGCCGGCCGCGGAGAAAUCGGAUGAUCAUCCGACGCGCGCGAAACAAGUCCUCCGACUUCUCCUCGCUUCGCAGCGCGCUGGGCGACGAAAAGCCGCCGCCGGGGAGCGCCGACGCGGGCAGCGACCGUCGCGCCGCGACCGGGUGGGUCCCGGCGGCGCCGUCGUGGGAGGGAGAAGCUCCGGACUCCGCCGAGCCGCAGCCCCUCUCCGCUGAGGGGAGCGACGCUUCCGCGGCCGCGAGACCGUCGAUUAUCAGCCGACGCCCCGCCGCGACGGCGAUCCGCAAGCUGCGCAUUUUCUCCAACCGCGGCAGCGGCCGGGAUUCUGCGCUUGCCGCCGCAGCGGGAAACGGCGUGGUUCUCGACGGACUCGAGGGCGUUUCCGCGCAGCCGAGUCGCACGCGCGAUAGAGUGACCGCGAGUUCCGCGGCCGGCGGCGGCGGCAGCGGCGGCGGGGCUAUUCCGAAGUCCCCUCCGCGGCAGCGGGGACGGGCGGGAGUAGGGGCGGCGCGGCGAAGAAGCUUCAGCGGAUCCGCGGCGGAGCCUGUGACGGUUGUUCCGUUUGUGCGACAAGAGCAGGGGGACAAGCAGCGGCAGUCGCCGCAGGAGUCGUCGCAGCCGUCGCACGUCAAGCGGAGUCUUAGCAGCAGCGGAGCUGAGGGGCGGCAGGAAGCGGCAGGGCCGCAGGAUAUAGCCGACGUGCUCUGUGCGCCGCCGCUGCCAGGGCGUAGUGGCGAAACGAAACGCAGUGGCGAAACGGAUGGCGAACAAUCUCGAGGGCAGCAGCAGCGGGCCGAGUCGUAUCAUGAGGAGCUGGCUCUGGAUUUGAUGGAUUACUUUGGUGACAUUGCGCAGUCGUGGAGCGUUGAUAGCUCAAGCCGCGAAUGCGACUCGGUACAAGACGAAGCGGAGGCUGUUGCUGGUAAGGUUAAAACCCUCUUUGGGGAGGUGGACGGGGGAGAAGGGGAGAGGCGAGCGAAGGGAAUGGAGGGGGGAGGACGAGCGGGGGGAAUGGAGGGGGACGGACGAGCGGAGUCAUGGCGCAUGUGCAGUCUAAGUAGCGGCGUAAACACUGCAGGCGCACACAGCCGAAGCCCGCACACUAGAAACCACCACUCCCCACACCUGCCGCACCCAUCUGCACCAUUCCCUUCUGCCCCGUCGUCCUCCACCACGUCGCCAACCAAUCACCAUCAUCUUCGCGGCAUGCUGACUCAGCAGCAGCUCGUGUCGCUCCUUCAGCAAGCCACGGACUCCGACGCGUUUCCCCCCUCUUUCCGCCGAUACCCGCUUUCGUACCUUCGCGCGCAGGGAAUCUCAGUCCCAGGCGACUUUUUCUGCCCACUAUCCCUCGACAUAAUGACCGACCCCGUUAUAAUCGCAUCCGGUCAAACGUUCGAGCGCGCGGAGAUCGAGCGGUGGUUUGGCGAGGGGAAGCGCGUGUGCCCUGUCUCCGGGCAGCACCUCGAAAAUCUCACCGUCGUGCCGAACAACUCCCUCCGCAGCGUCAUCUCCGCGUGGUGCCUCGGCAACGGCAUCAGGCUCGGCGCGGAGGAUCGCACCAACCCUACCGCAGGCCAGCUCGCCGAGCCGAAACGCCGAGCCUCGUUCCACGCCGGCCCGUCGACAUCCUCUCCUUCGAGAUCGUUUUCGAGCAAUGCCGGCCGCGAAGCCCGCCGGCAGUCCAGCGGCUCGUACGAGCAGAGCCCCUCCGCGUCGCCCCGGUGCCCUAUUUGGCCCGUGUCGGCCUCGGUAUCCUCGCAGUCUCCCUCCGCAUCUCCCGCGUACACGCCUGCUAAGAGCACCGGCAGUCCUGGCAUGCGGCGCGACUGGAAUCAAUAUCCCGGGAGGGACGAGUGGAGCGGCCCGCAGCCGCGCCGCGACGAGUGGUCGGGGCCGCAGUCGGUCGAGUUUGCGAUGCAAUCCGGCAUAGCGUCGCAGGCGGCCGUCCCGUCGCAGGCGGAAGUGUCGCACGGUCACGGCGCUGGCUCUCCGGCGCCGCAGGAGAGAGACAGUGGCGGCGGCGGUGGCAGACUGCCGAAUCGCAUGCGACACUCCCUAGGCUCGCAGUCUAUGCGCUACGAUUAUCCCGAGCACGCGUCGCGGUCGCCGCAGUCGCAUUCCCUAAUCUCCUGGGAUCACGACGGGGAUCAAUCGGACCGGCAUCAUCAACCAGGAAUGAAUCCCGCUCUAGCGUACAUGACGCCAAACCAUCCCGUAGCGUCCGUCUACGUCACUAACGCGGCCGGCAGCCCGUCGGUUAGCCGGUUCUCCUCGCGCGACAUGUACCUCACGUUCGCGCGCUCGUCCACCUGCAACUCGAGCUCCAACAGCCGGUCGUUACUCUUAGGCCGGCAGCACGGCACCGCGCCGCCGGAGCGUGAGGGCGCCCCGAGCGAGGGCGGCGCGGGCGAGCGCAUGCUGACUCGCGGCGGAAACCUCGCGGCCGGGCGGAGCCAGAGCCAGAAGGAGCGCGCGCCGGGUGGAAGCAGAGCGGGGAUGGUGCGGACGGAAGAGGAGGAGCACGCGCGGCUGCGCAUUCCGGAGCUCGUGCGCCAGAUGCAGGGCGUGGGCGCGGGGCGGGGAUCGGGGGACAGCGAGACGCUGCUGGUUCGUGAGCGGCAGCGCGAGGCGGCGGAGGAGCUGCGCAUGAUGGUGAAGGAUUCGCGCGCGAACCGGGAGAGCGUCGUCGCGGCAGGCGGCGGCGUGCUCUCCGCGCUGAUUAAUCUCUUCUGGAGCGAGGACGAGGCGACCGUGGAGCACGCGGUCACGACGACUUUAAAUCUCUCGUUGACGUCGUCGUCGCACGCGCCGCUGAUUGGCCAGGGCGUCGUUCCCGCGCUCGUCGCGGUGCUCUCGGGCGGCGCCGCCGCAUCAUGCUGCUCGUCGCCCGUCUCGUCGCCGAGUGUCGCAGGGUCCAGAGCGGGGCAGCGCCAGUGGGGGGAGAACUUGACCGCAGCUGGCGCGGCGGGCGGAAACGAAAUUGGUGAAGUGAGACUGGCUGUUUCGCAGCAGGCGCAGGAAAACGCAGCAGCUGCGCUUUUCGCGAUAACGUCUUCGUCGGAUGCGAAUAAAUUACUCGUUGGUUCGACACCGGGAGCCAUCGCAGGGCUGACGGCGAUGCUUUCGCCGCAACCGUGGUCGCUUCGCGGACGAAAAGAUGCGGCUUUAGCUUUGUUUAACUUAUCCCUAUCGGAGAAAAACCGAGCUUCACUAAUGUCCGCGGGUGUAGUUCCGAAGUUACUGUCUAUGUUACAAGAAUACGGCUCGGGGUUGGAGGAGAAAGCCACGGCGGUUCUCGUGAAUAUCGCGAAAACGCCCGCGGGUUGCGCGGCGAUACAGGUGGCGGGGGGGAUUGCGCCGCUGGUUGAAGCGUUGGAAAGCGGAUCCGCGCGCGGAAAGGAGGACGCGGUUGCGGCGCUGCUGAUGCUGGCGGAAGACGAGAGCCGGCGGGACGAGAUUCUCGAGGAGGGGGUGAUGCCCACGCUGGUCGCGCUGCAACAGUCCGGCACUCCGCGCUCGCGCGUCAAGGCUGCUCGUCUGCUGGCAAUCUUCCGGUCCAAGAAAUGA